AUGACCACAACCUUUCCACGAACUAUGGGUUAUGGACUGGGGGGUAGCCUUCAGCGCGGGACGUCGGCUUUUGGACCAUGGGUGACUUCAGACCCUUACGACUAUCCGCUACGUGACCAGACCAUGACGAGUGCACCAUCAUUUCCACCGUUUAAAUUUGAAUCUCGACGUGCACGUAUUGAUUGGCGUCUGCUACAUGGCAUCGACAUUAACGCCAUGAUGCGUGACGUGGAUCUCGACACACUGGAGAAAAUUGUAAACAUAGUCGCGUUCGGCGACAUAGAGGCGGAGGACACGCGUCAUCUUACGGAGCUCAAUUUCAUCAAAAUAUUCCGGCUAUCUCAGAUGAUGAUUGAGUAUUUGCUAUACGUGCAGGAUUGCCUGCAAAACAGCAACGCAUGGCUCCAGCAGGACAGGUCCAACAUGGACAAGUACGUCCAAGCGGCACGUCUGCGGAUCCGGGAGCUGGACGCAAACCUGAAAAUGAGCAAGCGGGAGCUGCGACGAAGCCGCAAAACCAUAAAAACCUACGAGCUGCUGGCCGUACUUAAUGAUGGCAAGGGCGCCGCCGCCACAACCGCUGCAGCAGCCGUGUCGCCGCCGGCCCCACCGCCGCCGCAGCCCCAGGUGGUGCGGGUGGAGCCAAACCCGGUCAAUCUUGCCAUGGAGGCCUUAUUGCGCAAGGAGCUGGCGGCGCUGGGAGAUCGGCUCGGCAAGGCGACGCUGGAGUGCCAGACGCUGCGCUCCGAGCGGGAUGAGCUAUAUCAGGUUUGUGCUGCUGAGGGGGCCGUGAAAGAUCUGGAGGCGACGGUCAAGGCGCGCACUCAUACGAGCGGGACGUCAAGCCCCCACGCCUACUCGCGGCAAAAUGCGGAAGCGCUGCAGGCCGUACAAGGUUUCCAGGACCAGCUCAAUAAGGCCACAGUGGAGAUCACCAAGCUCCGGAACGAGAAGGAGGACCUGACAGCGGAGCUGGAGCAAGCCAACGUGGAGCGACGACAGCUGCAGGACGAGAAGAGCCGGCUGCUGUCUGAGCUGGCAAGCAGGCCGGCGGGUCCCACGGAAAGCCCGCGCGCCAGCGAAAACCUGAGCAGUAUGCUGCUGGAAGCUGACCGCCAGAAAGCAGCGCUUCAGGAGCAACUGUCGGAUGCCAAGGCCGAGAUUGCGGCAUUGCAGAAGCAGCUCAUGAAGGCCAUGAAGGCCACUGCGUUAGGCGCCUUGCCGUCUUCCCAGCAGUCCGGCGACGAGCGGAUGCUGCGGGAGCUGGAGUCCGCAAAAGCCCAACUGGACAGAGAGCUCGCGGACCUGCGGCGGACAUACUCCGAGGACGUGCGGCAGCUGCAGGAGGAGCUGGAAGCCGCGCAGGAGAGAGUGGCUGCGGCGGAGCGCAGGCUUGCAGAGGUGCGAGCCGCGCAACGUGACGGGUCCGGACGCAUGAGCCCACCCCAGACCGGCGGGUUUGUGAAGAUAGUGGAGGAGCGCCGCAGCCAGCCUGAGGAUGCGGAGGACUACAAUGUUGACAGGCAGCGGGCUCUACUGGCAGAGUACGAGGCAACCAACGAGCGGCUGAAUCAGCAGCUCAUACAACUCAAGGGCGAAAGAAACGCGCUGGCUGGGGAGGUGGAGCAGCUGCGGCUGCAGCUCCAGAACCGGACGUCUCCGCCGCCAGGCGACCGGAGCAUAGGGCGUGAUUGGCGGACGGAGGAGAUGGAGCGACUGAAGGAGGAGCGUGAUGCCUCGCAGCGGCGUGUGCUGGACCUAGAGGACGCUCUUCGAGACCGCGAUGCGCUCAUUGAGCGGCUGAGAACCACAGUCCGCGACUUGCAGGCGCAGCUGGAAGCGGAGAGGAAGCGGCAGCAGGCGAGCAGUCCCGAUUCUGGACCGAGCCAUGUCCGGAAGCAGGUGAAGCACUUUGAGCGGCUGGCAGAUCCAGCCAAGGUGCAGUCGUCCUUCUCCUUCCCGGGCGACUCGCCUCCCGGCGGUGGCAGUAGCGUGGAGACGCCGACUUCCCUCCGGAAACCCGCCGCCUCGGACCUUCCGCCACAUUCGCCAAAGUCCCCUACGCGGUCGCCGACCAUUCUCGAGGAGUCUGAGGUCACGUCGUCGUCGGCGUUCUUGCCGCCGUCACCCCAGCAGCAGCGGCAGCAGCACGACCCGUCCCAGGGCAUCCGGUGGCUGCGGCGUAUUCCCCGGCCUAACCAAACCCAGGCCGCGGCCAUUCAACAGCAAGUCAUGCGGCAUGUGGCAGGGAUGCUGCCGGAAGGGAUUGACCGGAUGAUCCAAGACGAGAUCCGGGUUAUCUCCGAGAAUCCCUACGAGUUUGAGGGCGACGACGAGGAGCGGUUCAGGGCUAUGCUGACGUACGAGAUGGCGGAACGCAAGGGCGUUCUGUCUAUCUCGCGACACAACCUGGAGGACCUGGCGACGGCGCGCAGCCUGUUCACGGACCUGCUGCUGGCAAGAUUGGACGACGAAUUGGCACAGUACAGCGUGGACACGACCACGCAGUCCCUUAGCGACAAGACCUACCUGGCGUGCAUGCAAGAGCUGAGCUCCCGGAGGAGGCAGCUGCUGGAGAAAUUCCCUCGGGACGUCCAGGACCGCGCAGAAGAUUUGCGAAACUUCCUGAUGACGCACCUGGAGCUACUGAAGCGCGACGACGAGGCGCAGCGUCGGCUGCAGCAACAAGCUCAACUGCAGCAGCAGAUGCAGCAGCAAAAGCUGGAGCAACAGAAAAUGCAGCAGCAGCAGCCGUCGCAGGCGUCAGACAUGCUCGGUGCCGGCCACGAAGGGGAGGAGGAGGAGAUUCAGCCUGGUGCUCGGGUAGUGGCAGUGCCGGCCGCCGACGUUGGCGGCGCCGCCGGGCAACUGGCGCAGGUCACCUCCGGCGAGCCGGGGCGCUCUGUAUCCCUGGCGUCCCGCAGCCAAGGGCUUGCCGCGGCGGCGGAAGCGGCCGCCGCGCCACUCGCUACAGGCGCGGUGGUGGCGGCUUCACCAGCUCCGCGGCAGCUCCCUAGUUUCCCGUCGCGGCAGAACAGCCAGCGUAGCAGCGCGACGGGAGGUGACGCGACGGCCGUGGAGGAGCUGAGGGGCAGCCUGGCUUUGGAACUACUCAGCAGCUUUCAGAAUCACGACGGAGCGUACCUGGACAGGGCACCCACACCGGUGAUGCUGACACGGGAGGUCUCACCGGGCAGUCCGGAGCGGAUUACCUUGGGCCACGCCAAACCGAUGCAGGUGGUGGCCCGGUCAGGGCUGGGCGGGGGCGCGGCAGCGGCGGCGGCCGCGGUGGCGACGGCUUCACCGCCGAGCGGCAACAUGAACAUGUCUAUCAGGUCGGUUAAGUACCAGGACUCGGACUUCGAUGACGAUGAGGAGGACGUGACGCCGCUUCCGCAGCCCAAGGCCGUGCGGCGAGUGGCGGAUGACGAUGACGAGUACACGCUGACGGAGGACGAGGAGACACAGCAGGACAUGGGCAUCGAGGAAAGCGUAGAUUUCAGCACUGGUGCCCGACAACCCAUGAUUCUAAGGGCGCCAGCAGGGUCGCCUCAACAGCGCACCUUGGGCCCGAGCCGGCUCGGUGCGCCCCCCAAACCCGCCCAAACCAGGGGCUGGGCUACCGACGAGCCGCUGCAGGCGGCGCCAGCUAAGGCCAAGGCGUCUCCGCAGCCCAGCGAGGCGGCUGAGGUGGAGAUGUUGGACUCUAUCCAGUCCUUCGAUAACACCAACAGCCAGUCCUUGAAGCGGUCCCCCGGGGCCUGGGGCAGUCCCAGCGCCACACUACGGAAGCCCACCAUGCAAAGCGGCAAGGUCCCAUCGACCCAGGUGAGUGUGGCCAGCAGGCAGUCUGGGUGGAACGAGGCCAUCUCAAGCUUCACCGCUGGCAGCGGGACGGCAGACGAGGUGCAGGCUAUACAGGACAUCACGGAGUCCACGGAAUACAACAGGCCGAUGGGACGUGUUAUGAACCAGAGAGGACCCACGGGCGCAUCUCAGGAUUAUUCAACGGCGUGGAAGCAUUUCAAGCGACCUAUCUGA
Volvox carteri f. nagariensis is the source of this 4041-nucleotide messenger RNA. RefSeq lists its product as uncharacterized. The transcript is spliced from 30 exons. Gene Ontology annotation, cellular component: cytoplasm. Lineage: Eukaryota; Viridiplantae; Chlorophyta; Chlorophyceae; Chlamydomonadales; Volvocaceae. Bases 1 to 4041 code for a protein of 1346 amino acids. The record is from RefSeq and is a predicted model, not a curated record.